Messenger RNA from Morchella sextelata, 3774 nucleotides. RefSeq lists its product as uncharacterized. The record is from RefSeq and is a predicted model, not a curated record. The coding region runs from base 1 to 3774 and encodes 1257 amino acids. Gene Ontology annotation, molecular function: protein binding. NCBI's taxonomy places the organism in Eukaryota, Fungi, Ascomycota, Pezizomycetes, Pezizales, Morchellaceae. The transcript has 12 exons.
AUGACUAUCAAAAUCCAAAGCAUGAAGGGGAACCAAAAUAUUGUCAUCCCUACCGAGAGGCACAAGACUCAUGAGAGAACUGACUUAGAGGUGGCAAGAUUUGUCCUUCGGUUGUUCAAUACCUACGUUCCUCGUAUCGAAGAUCGUCAGCAGCAACAUGAAGAUGCAUAUCCCUCGAAAUGGUUCGGGGUCCAUUUAGAAACCCCAACAAAACCGUCGUUGCACGUCUUCGGAGCUCUUGCUACUCUUUUGAAAGAGUCUCAGCUUCCUCCCUUCCAACAUUAUCCUUCUUUAGUAUCUUUCGUUGGAGAUACUGGAGCUGGAAAAAGCACAUUAAUCAAUGGGAUUACCAAGCUGGUAGCGUUUAUAAACAAAGGAGAGACCAACACGGAUUCCCCUCAGUCGGAGGCCAUCGACACUUUAUCUCCGGUUAUGGGAACGACCACCGACCAAUGUGUCCCCACCAGCGGCGAUGUACAUUUAUUCUGCGAUCCGGUGACCCGCGACACCAAAUACCCCAUGUACUAUGCCGACUGCGAAGGGAUGAAUGGCGGCGAGAAUGUCCCAAUUGCUGAAAAGUGUCUAGGGAGUAAGACACUUCAGAGGAUGCGGGAUUUGAACUUCGAGAAACACCUAGAAAAACUACUCCUUUGGGCAAAUAAGGCCAUUGAUAUGUCUACCAAUCAACCUCUACUUCCUCACGCGGUUAUUAUAAUCAAUGUCUUCGAACCGGAGACUUCGUCUGAUGAUGAUGGCUUCCACGACUGGUGGAAUCAUGACAAAGUCACAACGGAGUUUCUAAGGUUGCACCAAAAUUUGGUCGAUAAUGACUCCUCAAUAAUAGGACAGAUGGCGAAUAAGUGGAGAAACCAGAGUGGGCGGGAAAUCAAGACUCUUCGACAUCUGAUAAGAUGCUACUACUCCGACUUUAAGCGUUACUUUGAUCGAUGGCUUACUACUGCGGUACAACGGCCAAGCGGCGGAGGUAUAAUCGCCGCAGGAAUAGGCCUCAGACAGUUUGAUAUUGACGAGGCGAUUGGAGUAUUCAAGAGAUUGGCGAAUACAGCGUUCAUCAAACGACGAGGCGCCGAGAUACCAAUCAUCGGACACUUGGUUGUGGCUCGCCAUCAUGGCCUUUAUAAGACAUUACCGCUGGAAAGCACAUUGAAGGAGGUUUUCCGGGAUACCCCGAUUUUUGGGGCCAAUCUUGACAGAAACCAAGAAAUCGUAAGAAACUUGAAAGUGGCAGUUACGAUGACAUCUAACCGCCGUUCUUUCCUCGUCGGAAACUAUAAUCGACCUUCUCGCCAAAAGCUUUGCAUAAAGAAGAUGGAGAAUGAAUGCGUAGAUUUACCUAUAGAGGAGCCGUGGGCCAUCGAGACUGGAAGCGAGCCUGGUACCGGUCCUAACGAAGUACUCAAUAUGAAUAGUGAAAGGGGUGUACUUCCACUUAAGAAAAACACUAGUAAUAUACAACUCCUUCAGGAUGACGGCUCAGCAAGCAGGGAAGAUGAAGAAGACACGCAUAGCAUCGACACAGACAUGUACAGCGAAGACGAAAGUAAACAACACUGCGAAGAUGUUCCAAGAACAUCACCUUCAGCUUCAGAAGCAAGUGACGACCGGUCUGUUUGGGAUACAGAUGCCGAAUCUUUUGAGCCCUCCAUGAUCAAGGUUAUAGAAAGUACUGAUAAUUCUCCAGACACUGGUGAUUAUGUUUUUCUCAGGGGAGACAAUAUAGAAACAGAGUUGCAAGUUUGGGAAGCAGCCCGGGCUACAUCAGCAGCACCGGGGUAUUUCAAGUCGUUUCUACACCCUGCAACUAAGUAUGCCUUCGAUGAUGGUGCUCUAAAAUGCAAUAAUCCUGUAUUUAUUGCAGACUGGGAAAGGAAGGCAAUAUGGCCGAAUUUCUCAAAACAAGACCCCGAUAUCGUGCUUUCAAUUGGAACAGGUUUUGAUCCAAAUCCGCCAGCUCCUGCAACCGAGAACUCAAAACCUGUGCCAAAGCGGGGUGUCAGGAGUUUUGCGAAAAAGCUUUGGAAAAUCGGAUCUGAAGCUGUAUUGGAGGACAUGAAUUCGGAACUUAUGUGGAAUGACUUUAUUAAAAGUAUCGGACUCGAAGACAUUGAGUGCGAAGGAUUUGAAAGAUAUCAGAGACUCAAUCCGCAUCUCAAAUCACCGAUUCCACGACUAGAUGCUAUCGAUCAACUUGAAAACUUAGAACAGGCUGUGAAAGAAUAUGUAUCGAAAGAUACUACAAAGCUCACUCUAAUUUCGAAUAUGAUGGUUGCAUCGCUUUUUUACUUCGAUUUCUGCGAUGCCUUCAUGGAAGUCACUCAAGAUACAUGCACAUACCACUCGAAAGACGCAAACCUCACAUGCAAAGGGCGGAUAAAAUGUCGGGUGGGAUCAGUCGCACUAUCACGGAAAAUGGAAACCUAUCGAUGUAGGGGUGGGAAAAGUAGAGCGCUUUUCCUGAUCGGUGAGAAAUAUAGGCCGAUCGAGGAAAUGGAAGAAUUGAAAGCGGAACUGUCCAUCACAGACGGUCCACAAGACACGAGAGUAUUCGGUUACCUGCACAACGCGAGCGCCGGAAAGUUUAGGCAUUUCGACAUUGAUAUUAAAUUCGAGCUUAAUUCGCGAAGAUACGGGGUAUUGGUUAUGUAUAUGAACGCGGCGGAGGGAGGACACCUAGAUGUUGUGAAUCGGUUACUGGAUACAAAUGCCACUAUCAAUGCUCCUCCGGCGAAAGAACACGGGCUAACGGCCCUGCAAGCUGCCGCAGGUGGAGGUUUUCUCUCCGUGGUACAAUCGUUGCUACAGAGUGGGGCAGAUGUAGGUGGAGGUUUGUCCGGCUGUCGCGGGAGAACAGCACUACAAGCUGCGGCAGAGGGUGGCCAUAUGAAUCUGGUCAAUCUACUAUUAGAUCAAGGGGCCGUUUUGAACUCUGGGCCCGCCAGAAAGAACGGGCGAACAGCACUACAAGCUGCGGCAGAAGGGGGCCAUCUUGACGUUGUUAAGAGAUUGGUAGAUUAUGGAGCAGAUGUUAAUGAGUCGCCAGGAGAUGAGGAGGGAAGAACAGCGUUACAGGCGGCAGCAGAGUGUGGACAUUUGGGCGUGGUUGAUGCAUUGCUGAGAUAUGGGAGUCAUGUGGAUGCGGAGGCAGCGAAGCAUGGAGGCCGCACAGCGGUGGAGGCCGCGGCUGAAAACGGCCACGUGGAGGUUCUAAUUCAAUUACUAAGAAAUAGAAUCGAUCCAAAGUCAGGCGACUUGGCGAAUGCGCUAAAAUGUGCGGCAGAACGCGGUCAUCUGGCGCUGGUCGCUAUAUUACUUGACCUUGGGGCCGAUGACAAUGCGCCCGCAGUGUACCCCGGCCGAACAGCACUACAGUCGGCGGCGGGAAGGGGCCACGCUGUCAAUAUCCUGCUCGCGAAAGGUGCCGACGUCAAUGCCCGCCCCUCAGAGUUGUCCGGCCGAACGGCACUACAGGCGGCGGCGGCGGGGAGGGGCCACAUCGAUGUUUUUAAUAUCCUGCUCGCGAAGGGUGCCGACGUUAAUGCACCCCCCGCCUGGUAUGGCCGAACAACACUACAAGCGGCGGCGGAAGGGGCCCACAUCGAUGUUGUCAAUAUUCUGCUCGCGAAGGGUGCCGACGUCAAUGCCCGCCCCUCAGAGUUGUCCGACCGAACAGCACUACAUGCGGCAGCGGAAGGGGGCUACAUCGAUGUUGUCAAUAUUCUUCAGAAAGAGAAAGAUCAAUACUUGAUUGACUAG